This is a messenger RNA of Heteronotia binoei (common prickly gecko), 2720 nucleotides long. It is a transcript of the gene HRAS, whose product is annotated as HRas proto-oncogene, GTPase. The record is from RefSeq and is a predicted model, not a curated record. Gene Ontology annotation, biological process: Ras protein signal transduction. The coding region runs from base 518 to 1087 and encodes 189 amino acids. The transcript is spliced from 6 exons. Gene Ontology annotation, cellular component: plasma membrane. NCBI's taxonomy places the organism in Eukaryota, Metazoa, Chordata, Lepidosauria, Squamata, Gekkonidae. Gene Ontology annotation, molecular function: GTPase activity; GDP binding; GTP binding.
CGGAGUAGCGGGGGAUCCGCUGUCGGCCGCCAGAGGGUAGCGCUGAAGCACCUAUCAGCUGCUCUAGGAGGUUGUGAGUGAUUAGGGGGUGGUGAGCGGAGUUUGGGCGUGUGCUGAUCGCUCGCUGGUGGAAGUCGUCUGGUGCACACGCAUACAUUGUCCAAGCCUUCGCCACCGCAACAGCAGCAGCUCCUGACUGAGCGGGCGGUCUGGUGCCAAUGCGGGGAGGGCGCUGCAAGCAGGGGGCUCCUCCGCCGCCUAGGUGGAAAGUUCACCGUUGCAACGAGCCAACAGAUCAUUGACUAAGCGCAAAAAGCCUCUCGGAGGCUAAGGGACACAGGAUCUGUCUAGAGGGAUUUCUCUCUCCCCACCCCCCAUGCAAACUUUGCAUCUCCCUCCCUACGCUUCCUUUAGAAAGCCCCCGAGAAAGUGCAGCAUUACUCUUCUACCUUGUAAGGAAGACAUCCUGGUGGGUGGCUGUGUUGAGAGGGGACCCUGAGCUGGGGCUGGCCAGAAGAUGACGGAAUACAAGCUAGUAGUUGUUGGAGCUGGUGGCGUUGGGAAAAGUGCUUUGACUAUUCAGCUUAUCCAGAACCAUUUUGUUGAUGAAUAUGAUCCUACAAUAGAGGAUUCUUACAGAAAGCAAGUAGUCAUUGAUGGAGAGACCUGUUUGCUGGACAUCUUGGACACAGCAGGCCAAGAGGAGUACAGUGCCAUGCGAGACCAGUACAUGCGAACAGGAGAAGGCUUUCUUUGUGUUUUUGCCAUUAAUAACACCAAGUCCUUUGAAGACAUUCAUCAGUACAGGGAGCAAAUCAAGAGAGUGAAAGACUCUGAUGAUGUCCCCAUGGUGCUGGUGGGGAACAAAUGUGACCUUCCUGCCCGGACUGUGGAGACACGGCAAGCCCAAGAGUUGGCCCGGAGCUAUGGGAUUCCCUACAUAGAGACAUCAGCCAAAACUAGACAGGGAGUUGAAGAUGCCUUCUAUACUUUAGUGCGAGAGAUCCGGCAGCACAAACUACGCAAGCUGAAUCCCCCAGAUGAAAGUGGUCCAGGCUGCAUGAAUUGUAAAUGUGUGAUAUCCUGACCAAGCUGACCGGAAUGUGACUUUGGAGUGGGUUUCCACUGUGCAUAGUGUGAAAAUGGAGGUGAUGUCAAAGAAGAAUCAAAUGGAUUCAAGAGAAGGGGACAGGUGAUGAUGGUGUCUUCAGAUCCUAAGAGCUCGGCACAGACUGUCUCAAAACUUCAGCAAGGCCUGCAAUGAAUGAUUUUUUUAAAACGACAGCAGAAACCAACCCUCCCUUCCUCUUCUUAACUCCUUCCCUUCUGGCAACUUGUACAGAGUCCACAGAUUGAAUCACAGUAAAUUAUUAUACAAUGGUCUCGACACUGGUCUCUGCAUCUGUCCUUAUUCCAGCAGAUUUGGCUACCUUUGCCUGUCUUUCUGGAGUAGGCAUUAGCAGAGGGGAGGGAAGGGCCAUGCAGACCAGGGAUGUAAGUUGUUUCUUCAAUCUGUGGGCACUAAUAGUGGAAGGUGACAAUGACUGGCUGGGUUUGAAAAUCUCUUUUCUGAUUUGAAUGGCUCCAUGACUGCACCUGAAGAUUGAUGCCCUUACAUCUCAGUAGGAGGCCAAGUCAUCUGCAAAACAUCAAGCCUUUUUUGGAAGAUUUUGCCAAGGUGCUCCACCUGGUCAUCCUCUACUGGAGGGGAAAGCUGUUCGUUCCAAGUGCUCUCGACCAUUUUCUGUGGCCAUGAGGGGGAAACAGAGAUACCUCUUUAUAAAAGUUUUCACACUAAUAUCAAAUUUCUAAUCCCAGACCUUUGUCCGUUCACCUCCCACCCACUAGUUCACCCUCCUGUAAUCAUGGAAGAGUAUUAACUAUCUGUUCUUGACCCCCUUGCAAAGAGAAGCCAUCCUUUCUGGUGGAAGGGUCCCUGCAGCCUUGUCCUGAGGAGUCCAGGGGAUGGAGUAGGGAUGGCAUUUAUGUAUGUGUAAAUAUAAAUGACUAUACAACAACACUGACGGAGACCGAAGGAAGAUGAAUUCUAAAACUUUACUGUGUUCCACUGAGCCCAACUUCUUAUUUUGUUAAUUGCCUGGGGUGGGCGGAUGGAGGAACCAACUCUUGUUGUACCUUUGGGGGACUACGGGGAGCAGUGCUAUAUUUUUUCCCAAACCAUUGUGUCUUAGGGGUGGGGGAGUGGGAGAAGGAAGGGGGGUGUUAGUGGGUAAGAAACUUUCCUGUUUAUUGUAAGCUUGGCCUUUUCUGAGCAGUUUUUAAUGCUUGCUGCCUGUGCCUGGGCUGACUUCGUCAAUGUGCUUGUGCAAAACUUGUGUACUUCCUGGAGGUGAAAUGAAGCACUGGAGCACCUCUUCUAGUUCCUUGCUCUGAUCCUCCUCCCUUUCCUUUGCAGCCGCUGUGCCUACGCUAUUGCAUGCACAGCUCAAAUUGUUCUUCAGGUGGCAGCUCCUCUGUAUUACUGUGACCAUGAUCAUGCCAAUUAUACUUGCUGUAAUUAAACAUUCUCCCCCCGCCCCAGUAAGAUACCAUAAUCAGAAGCUCAGCAAUGCCUGAGUUAAGGUAACCCAGUCCAAUAAUUAGACAAUAGGUAUGAUGUAAUAAAUUAUCUGGGGGAAGGGGAAACUGCUCAGUUGUUGGGGGUGUAAAAAGAGAAUCCAACUCAGCCUUAAGUGUCAUUAAAAUGUUUUGUUCUCAAA